Messenger RNA from Hippocampus comes (tiger tail seahorse), 1106 nucleotides. RefSeq names its product DTW motif tRNA-uridine aminocarboxypropyltransferase 2 (gene dtwd2). The transcript is spliced from 6 exons. The record is from RefSeq and is a predicted model, not a curated record. Lineage: Eukaryota; Metazoa; Chordata; Actinopteri; Syngnathiformes; Syngnathidae. The coding region runs from base 74 to 955 and encodes 293 amino acids.
UGGGAGAGGAGGCGGCUAGCUGGGCUGUAGCGUUCACCACCACCGAGCUCGCGCUAAAAGUUAGCUACUCGCGAUGGAGCAUGCCUCCCCCAGCCCGCCACGUUGCUGCGCCAAAGACGACGAGGAGGAGGAGGACGACGACGACGACGACGAGCCCCCGGAAACUUCGAGUGACGACGACUGCUUGGACGACGUGUUCGGCGACCUGGCGGCGCUGCCGGUAGAGGUUAGCGAGCGAAGACCGACGUGUUUACGGUGCCGUCGCCCUGAGAAGGUGUGUCUGUGUCCCUUCCUACCCGCGCAACCUCUGGACGUGUCCACAUGUCUCUACAUCGUUCAACACCCUGCAGAGGAGAGCCGAGUUCUUCGCACAGUACCUCUUCUUGCCGCAUGUUUACCGCUAGGAAAGUGCAACGUCAUUAUCGGGAGGCGCUUUAACGAGGCAAAGAACCCGGAGCUGGCCAAAGUGUGCCGGGACAGCCGGACUCUGAUCCUCUACCCCGGCCCCAACUCCCAGAACCUGGAGGAGUUGGUACAGUUGCCAGAAGAGGGCGCCAAGACGCAUAACAUUAUCCUUAUCGAUGGCACCUGGAGCCAGGCCAAGAACAUUUUUCUCAAAAACAGCAUGCUGCAACUUCCCAAGCAGGUGCAGCUCAACCGAAGUCUUUCAAGCCAGUAUGUGAUCCGCACGCAGCCCACCAACAUCUGCCUGUCCACGCUGGAGUGCGCUGCCGUCGCUCUGUCCAUACUGGAGUGCAAUGAUAUUUUCCAAGAGGUACUGCUGAGGCCACUGAAGGCCCUGUGCACCUUCCAGCUGGAGCACGGCGCCCAGGUGCACCACAGCAAGGAACACCUGCUGAAGAACGGCAUGUACGACAAAACCAUGCCCAAGAACAAGCGCAAGAUCAAGAGGCUGGAGAAGCUAGUGACCGACCGCAACUGCUUGCUGAGAUGACCACGUGCGAACCAGCGUUGACAGGCUAUAACAAGAAUCUUUUUUUGGCUCACUUUUACAGGGACACUUUCGUUCCUGAGAUUUUUCUUUUAAUUGGUGUUGCUUUAUUUAAUGCGAAUAAAUUUGUGUUUUAAUCGCACUUCCAAACAUU